UCGAAAUUAUCUCACACUAUGCAAUUAUAUAUAUAUAAAACAGAAAGAUCUUUGGUUUUCUUGUUGCCCUGGGUUUUCUUCCCCACGCACAACCCUUUUCUCUCUGAAAAACCCUAAUUAUAGCUCGCCGUUUAUCCCUCUAUCUUCCCUUUACUACUCAUCAAGAUCAGGUAGCCAGGGUUGAGACGAGUCCAACAUCUUCGCAAGGUGGUUCGCAGCAAUCCAACAAAUUACCGUGACCAGUGCGCGAAUUGGUCUUGAUUUUGUCCAGGGUUUGUAAAGGACCUUGUGGGCUUCUUUUUUUUUUUUUUUUUCCUUUUCAAAAUCUUCAUUCAUCACCGACGUGGAGUUGGGUAUGUGAAUUAUUAGAUCGUGAAAGGUGUGAUAAUUGAGGUGCUGAUAGAAUGCCAAUGGAGCAGUGAUUAAAUUAAUUUGAAGAUUUAUUUGUUAUCUCUGAGUUUUGGAGUAGCAUGGACAACGGAUGCGAUGUAAAUCACUUGGAUGGUGAUGUUCUUUUGCCUCCUCGGAAGCGCCUUCUUGCUGGAUUGAAGAAGCAGAAUUGUGAUGGUGACGCUGCUGCUUCUCCAUCUCUGGCUGCUUCUUCAUGUGUUAGGGCUUCUGAGGUUGCUUCUCCUUCUUCAUCUUCUUGUUCAAGUGAAUUUGAAGCUCGCCUUAAGCAUUUAUUGAAUUCUCAUUCAAAUAACCCUAACCUCACCCAUGAGGAGAUUGCUGAGGCCUCAAAAUCAGCAGCUGAAGCUGCUACUAAGGCCGCAGAAGCUGCAAGAGCUGCUGCCGAAGAAAAAGCUGCAAGAGCAGCAAAGGCUGUUGCUGCAGCCAAGAGUGCAUUAGAUUUGGUUGCAUCUUUUUCUGAAGAGGCAAUUUCCAAGGAAAGAAAUUUGAAAAGGAACAAGCUAAAGAAGCACUUACCGGUUCAGCUGUUGUACAGAAAAAACCAACCGGUCGAAAGUUGUAGGAAAGAUGAAGAGUUAGCCCGUAAGUUACACCGAGCCAUGAACAGCUCUCCUAGAAUCUCAAAAAAUUCUCCAAAUUCAGACUCAAAGGGGAACAAGCACAAGAAGCCUAAAAGCUCUUCAAGCUUUGAAAUAACCGAAGUCUCUGAUGCCGGUAUGGCAGUAGGACAAGAUUGCUUAUCUUUGAACAAUGGCCAUGCAGUAGGAGGCAAAAAUGGCUAUGAAGUUUCCAUCCAAGAGGCAUGCUCAAGCAAGGAAGAUAAGAAGGGAGGUAGAUAUGAUAAAUACAGUCAAAUGGAGAUAUAUAACGGGGAAGCAGAGUCAAGCCAGUCAAAAGAGAAAAUCUCUGAAGAUUUGUCUCCCAUAGGUAAGAAAAGGGGAAGGGUGAAGCUUAAGAAGUUACCCUUGAGCAUUUGCACAUCUAAAGAUAAGGCACAGCCAAAGGAAGAGAGAAGGGCUGGAAGCUCUUCGUUGACUGAUAUCAAUGCAGACGCAAAUGGCCUUGUUAAUAUACCUUUGUUUCAAGUUGAAUCAACCACAGAGAGAGUGAUCCCGAUUGAAGCUACAUCAAUGUGGAAAUGUCAGGAGUUCAAGGCACCGUCAUGUAUCAAACAAAAUAAAGCUGUGCAGUCAUAAUAUUCAAAUUACAUUGACAAGAAUCGGGUCUGUCAUGAUAGAAGCCUGUGGCUGAGGUAGGAAUUAUGAUGCUCCUUUUUUUACUUCCUUUUUUUUUUUUUUUAGGUCCCCGUAAAUGGCCUUUAUCUUGUUCAUGUUUUGUUUUGUAUUUAAUUUCUGUUGACUAAAUGUAUAAUUAGAUUGUUAGUUUCCUGCCAUAGAAUGCUUCUCUCAUUUUAAAGUUGUGUCCCUUUAAUUGACAACAAAACAUGAGUUUAGAUAGAACGAUGGCGUGAAUUUGAAUAACUUCUCUAUUGUGUUGCAUAUGCUAUCUGGCACUAGUUCUGAGAAUAAUGUAUUGAAAAUCUGAAUCUCAUGUUCAGACAUUUUACCUA
Prosopis cineraria is the source of this 1981-nucleotide messenger RNA. RefSeq lists its product as uncharacterized. The record is from RefSeq and is a predicted model, not a curated record. Bases 471 to 1607 code for a protein of 378 amino acids. NCBI's taxonomy places the organism in Eukaryota, Viridiplantae, Streptophyta, Magnoliopsida, Fabales, Fabaceae. The transcript is spliced from 2 exons.